AGCAAGGCCGCCAUCAUCAACAUGUCCAGCUCUGCAGGCUCCAUUGAGGAACUCUAUUUAUGGGAGCUUGCUCUUGUUGUCUCGUACCGCUGCAGCAAGGCUGCUCUGAACAUGCUGACCAAGUGCCAGUCCCUGGGGUACCGGGAUCACGGCGUCCUCUGCGCCGCUCUCCACCCCGGCUGGGUGCAGACCGGCAUGGGGGGGUCAGGAUCAGAAAAGCCCCCUGUGACGGUGGACGCCAGCGUGCGAGGGAUGCUGAAGGUGCUCUCCUCCCUCUCUGAGAAGGACACUGGGACCUUCCUGGACUGGGAAAGGAGGGUUGUGCCCUGGUGA
This is a messenger RNA of Antrostomus carolinensis (chuck-will's-widow), 333 nucleotides long. RefSeq names its product C-factor-like. NCBI's taxonomy places the organism in Eukaryota, Metazoa, Chordata, Aves, Caprimulgiformes, Caprimulgidae. Gene Ontology annotation, cellular component: cytoplasm. The record is from RefSeq and is a predicted model, not a curated record. The transcript is spliced from 3 exons. Gene Ontology annotation, molecular function: oxidoreductase activity. The annotation marks the transcript as partial.